CGUUCUUAUAAAUCAUUAUACCAAAAAACCAAAAAAAAAUAAAAAAAUAAAAAAUAAAAUAAAAUCUUAUAAAGAAGCAAGAAAAUAGUAGAAUAGUAGCAUUUGCUUUGUAAACAAACAAAAAUACAUGGAGUCCACAAUUAUAACAGAAGGCAGAGUUAAUUAUUUACAAGGUUUAAAUAUAGAAACAAGCUCCGUUAAAGAUGAACAAGUCUUGAAAGAAGCUGAUCCAACUUCGGCUCAUGCUAUUGGCAAUGAUUCAUGGCAACAAGUUAGUUUGUUGCUCAUAACGGGGUUCAAUUGUGGAUGGAUACUAUCCUUUUCAAAUCUUAUGAUGGUACCCCUAGGUUGGACAUGGGGUAUCGUCGUGUUAGUUCUGAUCGGGUUAGCCAGUGGCUAUGCGAACUGGCUAUUGGCAGGGUUUCAUUUCAUACAAGGCCAAAGAUUCAUUAGAUACAGAGACAUCAUGGGGCAUCUAUUUGGGAAACAUAUGUACUAUGUUACAUGUUUUCUCCAAUUUUCAACCUUUAUUUUGGCAAACAUGGGUUUCAUCCUGCUAGGAGGCAGAUCACUUAAGGAAAUAAAUUUGGUGUUUAGUGACACAACAAUGAGGCUCCAGUGUUUCAUCAUAAUCACAGCAAUAGUUUACUUCCUCUUUUCUUUUACCGUACCAAACCUCUCUGCCCUGAGAAUUUGGUUAGGAGCCGCAACAAUCCUCACUUUCACUUACAUCGGAGUCAUUCUCGUAGCAGCAGUCUGUGAUGGAAAAUCUAAUAAACAUAGAGACUACGAAGUGAAGGGAAGCACAAUCAAUAAGGUGUUCAAUGCCGUAGGUGCGAUAUCAACCAUCGUACUAAGCAACAAUUCGGGCUUGUUACCUGAAUUACAGUCUACCCUACGGAAGCCGGUUGUCAAAAACAUGAGAAAAGCAGUGUAUGCACAAUUUACUCUAGGUGUCAUGGGAUAUAAUGGUGUUGCUCUAGUUGGAUAUUGGGCUUACGGUUCGGAUGUGCCGGAUUAUCUCCCUAAGGCACUAAGCGGGCCUAAAUGGGCGAAAAUCCUGAUCAACUCUGCUGUAUUUCUUACUAAUGUCAUCUCACAACAUAUGUUUUUCCAACCAGUUCAUGAGGCCUUAGAUACCAGAUUUUUGAAAGCAGAGGAGGGUGUAUACUCGAAAGAGAAUUUGAAAAGGCGGUUCCUCCUACGAGCAAUUCUCUUCACCGGAACUACUGUGGUGGCAGCAGCAUUACCUUUCAUGGGAUAUUUCAUAAACCUCUUGGGAUCAUUCACACUUGUUACAUUAACAUUUAUAUUUCCGAGUAUGAUCUUCAUCAAGGUUAAGGGAAAAUCGGCUAGGAUUGGACAAAAGGCAUGGCAUUGGACUAUCAUUUUCAUAUUUUCUUUAGUUGCAGUGGCAACUACAAUAUCUUCAUUCAGAUUAAUAAUAAACAAUGUUAGAAGCUACCAUUUUUUUGCGGAUCAAUAAUAAUAUUGAAUUACAUAAGUUAUACAUACAGUAGUCCGCGUUGGUCUAGUAGUUGGUUCUACACCCUCUCCAGCUAUGGCUGAUACCAAAUUAUCGCCUUUCCAUGGAGUGUUACACGGGGUGCUUGUGUCGCGCUUGCACAGGGUACCAGUGUACAUUGGAAGAAGACUUGAAAAAUUUCAAGUAAGCCGAGUGAUUUGUCAAUUAUGUUUUUUUUAUAACAGCCAUUUUAAGGCUAUUGAACUUUUUGGUACGUUGUAAUAUCUAUAUCUAUUGAAAUUAUGUAGGCUUUGAUUUUUCUUUA
Molecule: messenger RNA, 1790 nt
Organism: Chenopodium quinoa (quinoa)
Lineage: Eukaryota; Viridiplantae; Streptophyta; Magnoliopsida; Caryophyllales; Amaranthaceae
Product: proline transporter 2-like
Exons: 8
Coding region: 128-1486 (452 amino acids)
Cellular component (GO): plasma membrane
Source: RefSeq, a predicted model, not a curated record